AUGAGUUCACAAUUUAUCGAAGAAAAUCGCAAUCGCCAGAGAAAUGUGAUGAAGAGGACGAAGAAGAAAUGGGUCGGUUCGGCGGUUUCGGCUUUCUUCGGGAGCAAGAAACAGGAAUCGUCCUCAAACGGGCUAUCAGAGAGAUCCAGAAGCAAAGGGAUUUCAGUGAAAGUCUCAAAGACGAAAACUUUUCUGUCGAAACUGUUCAGAAAGGGGAAGAUGAGGAGGUUCUCCGAAAAGGGUCGGUCUGAAUUAGGGCAAGGACAGAGUUUUAUCAAUAGAGGGGGUGCGGGAGAAUCUGAGCCGUCGGAUGACGAUGAUGAUGAUGAGCUGUGCAAGAGGAGGAUUCUGAUGGGAGGCAAAUGCAAACCUCUUCAACUCUCUGGUCUUCUUAAUCCAAGUGAUAAUGGUUUUUUGUUCCAUGAGAAGUGA
Tarenaya hassleriana is the source of this 432-nucleotide messenger RNA. RefSeq lists its product as uncharacterized. Lineage: Eukaryota; Viridiplantae; Streptophyta; Magnoliopsida; Brassicales; Cleomaceae. The record is from RefSeq and is a predicted model, not a curated record. Bases 1 to 432 code for a protein of 143 amino acids. The transcript has a single exon.